Dicentrarchus labrax (European seabass) is the source of this 5618-nucleotide messenger RNA. RefSeq names its product calmodulin binding transcription activator 2 (gene camta2). NCBI's taxonomy places the organism in Eukaryota, Metazoa, Chordata, Actinopteri, Moronidae. The record is from RefSeq and is a predicted model, not a curated record. Gene Ontology annotation, molecular function: double-stranded DNA binding; transcription coregulator activity; protein binding. Gene Ontology annotation, cellular component: nucleus. Gene Ontology annotation, biological process: regulation of transcription by RNA polymerase II.
AUGGCGGCUGUGCUGAAGGCGGAAGCGGGGCAGUGCGCGCGGCCGUGCGUUGUGUGAGCCUCAUCCUGCAUGGACUCGUCGCCAUGAGCAACAAGGAGAUGGUUUCCACGGAGACAGAGAAUAAAGGACCGAGGAAGGUGUUCCUUCCUAACAAGCUGUUGGAGUGUCUCCCUCGUUUGUCCGGUCUUCCUAACGAGCGCCUCAGGUGGAACACUAACGAGGAGAUCGCCUCCUACCUGAUCUCAUUUGACAGACACGAUGAGUGGCUCUCCUGCACCCUGAAAACCAGGCCGAAGAACGGCAGCAUCAUCCUGUACAACAGGAAGAAGGUGAAGUACAGGAAGGAUGGCUACUGCUGGAAGAAAAGGAAGGAUGGGAAAACGACAAGAGAGGACCACAUGAAGCUGAAGGUCCAGGGCAUGGAGUGCCUGUAUGGUUGCUACGUCCAUUCCUCCAUUGUGCCGACAUUCCACAGACGAUGCUACUGGCUGCUGCAGAACCCUGACAUUGUGCUGGUCCACUACCUGAACGUGCCGUCCCUGGAGGAUUCUGGGAAAUGCAGUCCGCUGCUGUGUGCGGUGGCCGACCGCCACGACAGCGUGAGGUGGAGCAGAGACGAGCUGCUGAACCAGCUGAAGCCCAUGUUUCACAGUAUCAAGUGUUCGGUGGGUUCUGGUGAUUUCAGUAUCGAGGAGUUGGUUCAGCACAUUCUGGACCGACAGAGAACCAAACCACAGCCGCGCACACACGCCUGCCUCUGUAACACUGCCCAGGUAUCUUCAGGGGUGAACAUUCCCCACCGCUGUAACAGCACCAAGCAUCGCAUCAUCUCCCCCAAACUGCCUCCCUCCUCCUGCAGACCCUCCCCCUCUCCGCUCUCCUCUGAGACGGGGGAGGCAGGGAGAGGAGGAGGAGGGGGAGGAGAAGCCAAACUGCCCCACCUGCAGGCUCAGAGCAGCCCUGUGUCGUCUCCCUGCCCCUCGUCCACCUCGGCCUCGUCUCCCCCACAGUCUCACAGGGCCACCAUCACCAUGGGUAACCACAGCAACGGCUUCUACGACCACCGCGCCAACCUGACCACGGUAGCGCUGCCGCAGAACGCCGUCAUCGUCAUGGCGACAACCAUCGCAGGAGGCGCCGGGGGAGGAACGGGAGGUGGGGCCAGAGGAGAGGAGGCGGGGCCAGGGAGGAGCCUGUCACUCACUCACUCGGGACAGUUACUCCUCUCACCCGCCCUCCCUGCUCCUGCACCUUCCUCCCCCUCCCCUCCCUCCUCCUCCUCACCCGCUCCUCCCUCUCUCCCGCCUCCUCCUGUCCCGGCGCCAGGGGUGGCCACCCUUUCCCUCACCCUCCUCCCCUCCCCAGUCAUCGGAGGCCUGCUCCUCACCCCCUCCUCCUCCAACACCUCCUCCUCCAUCUGUUCCCCUCCCCCUGCUGCUGCCGCCUCCCCUCCCUCUCCCCCUUCCUCCCCUUCACCACCCCCGCCUCCCUCAUCCCUCCCGCCAGCCUUUGACCCCGACUCCUUCCUCAACUCCCCCAAACAGGGUCAGACGUACGGUGGCCCGCCUCCCCCCUCCUCCACUCCCUCCCCCGUCCUCUGCUCCUCAUCCCCUCUCUCCCCCAUCGCUCGCUCUCUCCCUCUCCCCCCCACCUCCACCCCUCCCUCCUCAGUCUCCCCUCCCUCCUCGCUCUCCUCCUCCUCUGAGGCGGACAGGCGAGACUCCACCCACCCCCUCUCUUCCUCCUCCUCCUCCUCCCCGCCCUCAUCCUCCCUCCCUCCCUCACUCUCCCUGUCUCCCUCCUCCUCCGUGGCUCCGCCCCUCCUCCCCCUCUGCCUGGAGCUGGGAGCUCUGGGGGAGUCGGCGGGAGGGCGGGAGUCUGCGGGGGGAGAUGAAGAGGAGGUGAAAGACAGGAAAGACGAUGAUGAUGAUGAUGAUGAUGAUGAUGAUGAUGAAGGCAGUGCUCCUCCCACCAAGCUGGCUCUGCUGCAGACAAACCACGCCUCCUCCAGCUUGUCUCCACGGCAACAGACGGGAAGCAGCAUGGCGUCUCUGCUCCUGGUUUGUCAGGACUCGACGAUCCAACCCGCCCAGCUGCCCAAUCAGACGAAGCGACCGGGCGACGGGCAGCAGCCGUUGGUCUUGGGACCGCCCUACACCCACCUGUCUGCGCCUGAAGCUCCGCCCCUCGCUCAGCUGUCCCAUCAGCCCCUGCUGCUGCAGCAGAGUCAGCCGGUGUUUGCUAAAGCUAAUGUGGCGUCCGUCGGCCCGGGGAGCGGCCCAGCAGUUGUCGCCAUGGAUACCUCGCACGUGGUGACGACCAUCCAGGUGAAGGAGGAGAGUAGGCGGGGCUACGACUCGGAGGAGACCUGCAUGGACACGCACCUGGAGGAGCAGGAGGCGGAGCCCUGCGAGCGCGGAGGGGAGGAGCUCGACAUCUCCUUCGACAGCCAGUUCCCUGACCUCAUCUCUGACCUCAUCACGGAGGAGGCCAACCCCGUCACCGCUCACCCCGCCUCCUCCGCCGCCGCCAAUACGCCCAACCCGCCCGUGUUCCCGGCGGGGGUCCGCUACAUGGUGCCCCCGCAGCCCUCGCCCUCCUCCUCCUUCCUUCCCUUUCCUCACCCGCUGCCCUCGUCCUCCUCCACCCGCCUCGCCUCCAUCACAGACUUCUCCCCCGAGUGGUCGUACCCCGAGGUAACUCUGAGAGUAACUGAGGGGGGUGUGAAGGUAUUGAUAACAGGGCCGUGGAGUGAGCUGUCGGGUCGAUACUCGUGUGUCUUCGAUCAGAGUACCGUCCCUGCGUCACUGAUCCAACCCGGAGUGCUGCGCUGCUACUGCCCCGCGCACGAGGCCGGUCUGGUGUGUCUGCAGGUUCUGGAGUCCGGAGGUUCGGUUUCCUCUUCGGUUCUGUUCGAGUACCGAGCGAGGAACGCCAGCUCUCUGCCCAGCUCGCAGCUCGACUGGCUCUCAUUGGACGAUAAUCAGUUCAGGAUGUCCAUCCUGGAGCGGCUGGAGCAGAUGGAGCGUAGGAUGGCAGAGAUGGCCGCCCGCGACAACCACAACCAGCAGCAGCAGCAGCAGCAGCAUCAUUAUAAUCAUCAUCAUCAUCAUCAGCAACAACAUGGCAGCCAGCUGGCCACGCCCCCUCCUCCACCUCUACCUGAGGACCAUGAACAGUCCUCUCAGUGGUUCGAGAGGAGGAUUGUGGGAGUGUGUGAGCGGAUGAUGAGAGGAGGACGGUGGGGAGGAGGAGGAGGAGGAGGAGGAGGAGGAGAGAGGCUUCAUCACUCUGUGCGUCACCGUGGGAUGACGCUACUCCAUCUGGCUGCUGCACAGGGAUACACUCACCUGAUACACACUCUGAUCCACUGGAGGAGUGUAAACAGCGACAGUUUGGACUUGGAGCAGGAAGUCGAUCCUCUCAACAUUGACCACUUCUCUUGCACCCCGCUGAUGUGGGCGUGUGCUCUGGGCCACCAGAGGGCAGCAGAGCUCCUGUACGGCUGGAACAGUUCGGCACUGGGGAUCCCUGAUUCGCUGGGACGGCUGCCGCUCGCCGUGGCUCGCUCCCGAGGACACACCCGCCUCGCCACGGCGCUGGAGGAGCUGCACACGCACACACACAUGACACCCAGGGACACGCACACGCCUUCAGCUGACACACACACGCCGGCCACGCCACAACCCCAGCAGCCCCCGUCCCCCCUGUCCACCAGCCCGGACACAGGUCUGAGCUCCUCCAGCAGCCUCCCCUCCCCCAGCGACCCCUCCUCACCCUCCCCGAGCUCCGCCUACUCCAGCGGACCCGCCCCUAUGGACACCUCCCCCUCCUCCCCAUCAUCUCCUUCCUCAUCCUCUUCCUCGCUGCCCGUCUCCCCUCCCUCCCCCUCCUCCCUCCCCCUCUCUGCCCUCCCUCCUGUGUCUAUGUGGGGGGAGGAGCCGAACGUCGGGCUGAGCACAGGUUUGAACCCCGGCGGUUCCAGAGACUCUUCUCUUUACCUCAUGGACUACGAGAGCGCCUGCUCCUCCUCCCCCGGACACACACACAGUUACCUGCACGCGGCAGGCGGGCGGCGGCCGCACAUGGCAACAACGCUGGCAGAGCAGCUGCUGAGCUACAGCGAGAAUGCAGAGAACGAAGGCGAGGAGGAGGAGUACCUGGAGGAGGAGGUGCUGCAGGUUGACAUGGCAACGCUGGCAGAGCAAAUCAUUGAGGCGACCCCGGAGCGAAUCAAACAGGAGGACUUCCCCAGGGGGGCGGAGUCUCCGCUCAGAGAGAGGCGGGACAACCCGGCCAUACAGGACACCUGGCUGGCUACCUACUUGGACACGGUCGACGCCCACACACACUCCCCGCCCAGGCGGGUGUGCCCCCCCUCGCCCCUCAGUGCUCUCGCCCUCCAGAGGCUCCGCCCCCCGUCCUCUGCGGCGUGGGCGGAGUUCCUGAACGCUUCGGCCAAUGGGAAGAUGGAGAGAGACUUUGCCCUGCUGACGCUGACAGACGGAGAGCAGAGGGAGCUGUACGAGGCCGCCAGGAUCAUCCAGAACGCCUUCAGGAGAUACAAGGGUCGGAGGUUAAAGGAGCAGCAGGACAUGGCUGCAGCCGUCAUACAGAGGUGUUACAGGAAGUACAAACAGCUAACAUGGAUAGCUCUGAAGUACGCUCUGUAUAAGAAGAUGACCCAGGCAGCCAUCCUGAUCCAGUCCAAGUUCAGGUCUUACUACGAGCAGAAGCGUUUCCAGCAGAGCCGGCGUGCGGCGGUCCUCAUCCAGCAGUACUACCGCAGCUACAAGGAGUACGAGAGGCUCAAACAGGCCCCGAGGGGCGCCGCCAGCCACAACCCCAAGAUCAAGGGGUCGUUUUUGACGAAGAAACAGGACCAGGCAGCGAGGAAGAUCAUGAGGUUCCUGAGACGCUGCAGACACAGGAUUAAAGAGCUGAAGCAGACGAGGGAGCUGGAGAGGAGAGGACUGACCACUUAAACCACCUCCUCCCUCCUUUCUCCUCCAGCAGAGAGGAGGAGACACCAACGACUGACUGAGAGAAGAGCAGAGUGACGGAGAGAUGCCUUACCCCAUGCCAACUCUUUUCUUCUUCUAUGGAUCUAUCUGUCUGUCUGUCUGUCUGUCUCUCCUGGUUGAAUGUAGCUGUCUGUCUGCAGCUUUAAGAGCUUCAUUGACAGAGCUCUGUCAGUACAGAGUGCGUCCAGUUAAACACUACACUGAACCACUGUUUACAUUCUCACUGAGAUAACCCCGAGCUUCAGCUGCAGAUGCAUGCUGGGAUACCUGUAUCCUCCAUUAAAGGUUGUUCAGCUGUGUGGACAAUCUCUCCUAGGAGGCAGCGCUCGGGGCACAACCAGCCCGGGAGCUCCUCCGUCAGCCUGUCCCCUCCUCCCACGAUUCACUGCUGUCCUCCUGCGAAGGUCGGGGGUCGAGGGUCACAGGACGCUGCGUUUGAGGGUCAGCAGACUGUAGGAAAGUCAGACGCUGUGUCAGAUUGUGGAGUUGAAAAUGUACAUGAUUUUAACAAAGCUACUAUAAAUAUAUUUAAACACAAUCACAUCUAUAAACAUAUAUAUAUAAAUAUAUAUAUAUAUUCUAAUGUUGACUUUA